This is a messenger RNA of Fusarium sp. VM40, 1101 nucleotides long. Lineage: Eukaryota; Fungi; Ascomycota; Sordariomycetes; Hypocreales; Nectriaceae. The record is from the annotation of a GenBank genome assembly.
AUGGCCGAAGUCAACACCAAGAGCGGCAGCGUUGCCAUCGUAAUCGCAGUCUUUAUCAGUAUCGCCUUCUACAAUGUCCUCGAACUCAAUGCCUUUAUCUUCGGCAGCUUCAAGAAGCGCAGCGGGCUCUACUUCUGGAGUUUCGUCGUCGCAACUUGGGGCAUUGCCUUCAAUGGAACGGGGUACCUCAUCCUGCACCUCUCGCUAUCCACGACGAAAUAUCUUUACUCUACACUUAUUCUCAUUGGCUGGUGUACAAUGAUCACAGGCCAGUCGGUUGUUCUGUACUCUCGGUUGCAUAUCGUGAUGCAUAACCAGCGACGACUGAGAAUGGUCUUGAUCAUGAUCAUCGUCAAUGCACUCUGGCUACACGUCCCUGUUAUUAUUCUAGUGUACGGCGUUGGUUCUUCAAACCCAGCACCUUUCCAGAAGCCAUACGAAGUCUUUGAGAAGAUCCAACUCAGCGUCUUCUUUGUCCAAGAGCUUAUCAUCUCAGGCUUGUAUGUCUGGGAGACCACAAAGCGUCUUCGACUGGAAAAGAGUGUCGGCAACACAAAGACCAAGAUGGUACUGAACCAUCUGAUACUGGUUAACGUUCUCGUCAUCUUGCUCGACGUCUCCAUUCUUGCCCUCGAGUUCGCAAACCUCUUCGACAUCCAGACUGCUUGGAAACCACUCGUCUACAGCAUCAAGCUCAAGCUAGAAUUCAGCAUCCUCAAUCGUCUCGUUGAAUUGACGAGAGGACGAAACGAUAGCUCAUACACGCGCAGUCAUGGAGCAACACACACUGACGAUGUCGGCCUGGAGACGCUGAAUCGCGACAGGAGAAAACAGUUCACCGGCGCCAAAGGAACCCUGACGGGGGACUAUGAGGUCCGAGUCGGAAAGGGCGAUGACAAUCAUCACAUGUACGGGAACGAAUCGGAGUUGGUAAAGACAACUGAGAUUACUGUCCAUAGUGAACGAUACCUGGGUCAUAGUGAUCUGGACAGAAGGGGUUUAGAGGGAGGGUCAGGGUCAGCAGAGGGUAUUCAGCGUGUGCAAAGGGGCAGUGCGUCGUCGGCUUCUUCGGAAGUUCAGUUUGCGAAGUACGGUAGUUGA